Messenger RNA from Paramecium tetraurelia, 1713 nucleotides. RefSeq lists its product as uncharacterized. The record is from RefSeq and is a predicted model, not a curated record. Lineage: Eukaryota; Ciliophora; Oligohymenophorea; Peniculida; Parameciidae. The transcript has a single exon.
AUGGGGAAUUAAAUAUUUUGGUGCUAUGCUGAAUAAGAGGGUGAUGAAUAAAAUCGAACGUAUGAAAAUAAAAAUUUGAACAUUAAAGCAGUUGUCCAAGAGGAUGUGUCUCUGUAAAAUUAAGAAAAAAAAAAAUACAUAUUUUUUUAGUAAGAAUCAAAUCAAGCAUAAAUAUAAUCUAAUAAUUUAGAUAGUCAAUGUGCUUUUUGCAUAUCCUAUUUAAAAUCAACUGAUAAUAAAUUAAAAAAGUAAUAAAAAAAUUGUAAUAACAAUUAACAUCCUAUGCAUCAUGAGGAUUUUAAGGAAUUACACUAUUAGUUGGAACCUUUAGUUUAAAUUCACAAUGAUUCGAUUUCAAAAAUUGUAUCUACAUGGUUUCAAUUAGCUAUUGCUUUACCAAAAUUUGUGAAAUCUCAUGAAAUUACAUAAGAGAUUAGUGAUAAUGAAGAUCUUCAAACCUUAAUUUGCUUGAAAUGGGGUGUUGUAGACUUUUUUAAAUUAGCAGUUUUGAAUAUACCAAAAGAUAAAAUCAUAAGAGAAUGUUUUGAAAUUUUUAAAAGGAUCCUUCAUUAUUGCCUUUUCUUCAAUGAAAUAUUCCUUGAAAAUUAUUCAUAAACAGAUUACUAGGCUAAUAUUUCAUUUUAUAUCAAAUGCUAUUAGUAUUAUUAAAGACUAAUGUACGGAUAUGCAAAUCAAUAUGAAUAAUUAAUUGAUAAAAUGUAAUAGAUAUACUAACAAUAGUUUUCUUUUAAGAAUGAAAAUAAUUAAUAUCCGAAUUUUAAGGUGAUUGGAUAUAUGAUGAGAUUUUGGUGUUAAGUGAUGCUGACCGAUAGAAUUUAAAAGAUCUUAGAAGUAAGCUUCUAAAAUUUGAAUUAGUUAAAGGAUUCAACACUAUUUUAUUAAUAUGUAAUAUAUGCAUUGGAUGUAAAUAUAAAUGAAGAUAAUGUUCAUUGGAUUGGACAUAGAGAGAAUUUUAAAUAUGAUAAAAAACUAUUAUCUGAUAAACACUGGCAGAAUAUGAAGAUAAAUAUAAAUUUGGAUAACGAAAAUUACCAUACUUAAUUAAUUGAUAAGUUGGCUCAACAGAAAAUAUUUUACCCUUCAUGGUAUUAUGAGGUGGAGAUAGAAUACGAUGUUAUUAGGAGCAAUAUUAAGAUGAUAGUAGAAGAACUUAAAUAAAUAAAACGGCGUUUUUAUUAUAGUGAAGAAUUUGAAGAUUAAGUAUAAUUAGAGAGUUUAAUCAAGAGCUCUAACAAUAUUUUUGAAUAAAAAGAAUCUCCUCAAUCAUUGUAGAAUUACAUAAAAUAAUUUUUAAACAACAAUGAUAUAAUUGAAUGUUGUGAUUCAUUAGAUUCAAUAGAAAAACUGGAUAAAAUUAAAACGAGAUUAUCUGAUAGCUCUAAUAUGUCUACUGAGAUUAGUACCUCGGUUAAUUUAUCUAAAAUAGUUGAAAAUAUGGAAAAGUUGAUUUCGGAUUUAAUACUGAUAAAAAAAAAAUUAAAAUAAAGAGAAUUCAUAUUAUAAUUAAGAGCUAGCAAAUGGAAAUUAAAAACUAAACGAGAAAUUGAAUGGCUUUAUUAUUUUAAUAAGACAUCUUUUAUCAAAAUUCCUGAUAGCCGUCAAAAUCUUUAGGAAUAUAUACUAGAAAUUUUACACAAGUUAAAAUUCAUGAAUAAUGGCUACUACUAGAAUCAAAUAUAAAUGUUUUAUUGA